Molecule: messenger RNA, 2134 nt
Organism: Prosopis cineraria
Lineage: Eukaryota; Viridiplantae; Streptophyta; Magnoliopsida; Fabales; Fabaceae
Exons: 1
Coding region: 884-1303 (139 amino acids)
Source: RefSeq, a predicted model, not a curated record
UUAUCUCAACUCUCAGUCUCUUUAAUAUAAUUACCAUGGCAGAUCGGUAUGCCCACCAGCUGCAAAACCCCCCAAAUACAUCGCCAAGUGUAUGGCCCAAGAUACAGAGGGUGGCACAUCAUCUGAGAAGUCGACCAGCUUUUGCAGACUACUGCUCUCCUAAGAUGCUGUCCCUUGGUCCCAUUCACCACGGAGAACCCCAUCUCGAGUUAGGAGAGCGGUACAAGCUUUCAUGGGCAAACAUGCACGUGCAAGGUGAUUGGAAUGAGGUCUAACGUCUGCGUGCAAAGAUUGUUGUGAAUAUCAAGGAUCUGAAGGAUCUAUACACUGAUGAUCGGUUCUGCAAUUCAACGACGACAAUGACCUGGCGUGGAUGUUGUUUGCGGAUGGAUGCGCACUGCUUCAGAUCCUGAAGUAUCCGGACAUAUUGAAGGCAGAACCACUCAAAGCCAAGGUUGACCAGCUUGCUUUUGUUCGCCAAGACGCGCUCUUGCUAGAGAAUCAACUUCCUUUCUGGCUCCUCCAGCUCUUGAGUGAUCUCUCCGACACCGAACUCAUCAAUGCCAUGGUCAAGUUCCUUCUUUGUCAUCAUUUUUCAUCAGAAAAGCCUGAUUAGCAGCAUGGAGCUGAAGGUGAUCGUGUGAUUGAUGUUGAUCCUCCUUCUCCUAAUCCAGUUCACCUUCUUGAUUAACUGCGGAGGAAAGUAUUGCGUGAUUUUCGUCCCCAUAUUCCACAGAAACCGAUCGAGAGCGGCGAGAUAACGCACAAGAAUUUAAAAGAGUUGAAAGAAGCGGGGAUUAAGGUGAAAAGAAACAAGUCAAAGUGCCCCAUCGACAUCACUUUCUCUUCUUCCUAUUUCGGCAGAGAACUGAAAUUUCCAAACAUGAUAGUGGACGACACAACCGCUCCGACAUACCUGAACCUGAUGGCGUACGAGGGGUGCCCAUAUUUUGACAACAACUACGAGAUAAGCUCGUACGUAGAAUUCUUGGACUCCUUGAUCGACCACGCGGAAGAUGUAAAGGAACUGAGGAGGGCAGGCAUUCUGCGCAACUGCCUUGGAAGUGACGAGGAAGUAGCAGAACUGUUUAACAUCAUAAGCAAAGACUUGGUGGCUCAUACCUCCAUAUACACGUCUCUCAGAGCUGAAAUAGAAAAGCAUUAUAAGAAGUGCAAGACGUGGUUCGCUAUGGCUUGUAAUACCUAUUUCAGCAACCCUUGGUCUAUUAUUGCCUUCAUUGCUGCUUCUGUGGCUCUUCUUCUCGCUUUUAUCUUGGUUUGCCGCUUUCCCCUCUCGCGGUAAUUCUGGAUGACCACCUCGCAUGGUAAGAAGGACGUACGCUUGCUCAGUCUUUUUGCACUCGUGGUUGGUAUAUAGUAUUCAUAAAAAAAUUAUUGGUGUGUGUGUGAUUAUAUUUAAUAACACAGCUUUUGAUUGGAGUGAUUGUAUCCUUUUUUUUAAUCAUGGGGAUGCAGGGCUUGCGUUGUAUGGUUGUACAGUUACCUCAUUGACAAAGAGUCGUUAUUUCUCACGGCGAUUUCGUUGAGUGAAGUAAAGGGGAAUAAGCAUUUUGGAUUUUCAGUACGCAAUUGUUUCGGGGGUGAAAACUUGGAUGCGAGCUGAGCAAGACCAACGAGUCACCCACACACUCUUUCAUGUGCAAGCAAGCGUAAUUUUACCAAAAAUAGAAUCCAUGGCCAAUCUUUGAAACUCCACCACGCCAACAGUAAUAAACUUGAACUCUCAAUAUAGACUUGAUCGGUUUAAAUUUACUGGCAAUUUUUUUUAAAAAAAUAUUUUUUAUUUAUUUCCAAGCUUAAAAAUAAAAAAUGGAAGAAGAGGCUUGGAUUAUAUAUUUCAAUCAAGACUUUAUUGGUCGAUCGGUUUAAAUUUUUCAAUUUGCAACCUACUUUUUAGCACGGGUUUGAAUCCUAACUUUUUAUUAACCAUUAAAAUUCCAUCUUUCUCCUCUUGCAAUAAAAUUUUAUUUAUAUUUCUAUUGAAUAAUUGAGUUAAUUAAAAUGAAGAAAACCUCCAUGAAAAGCCGAAAAUAUAAAAAAAAUGUUGGAAUAUUUAAAUGAAUUUACAUUAAUUAAUAAUCCUAAACAGAUUGAUACUUAUGAUCUUGUGUGG